Molecule: messenger RNA, 3485 nt
Organism: Sesamum indicum (sesame)
Lineage: Eukaryota; Viridiplantae; Streptophyta; Magnoliopsida; Lamiales; Pedaliaceae
Product: exocyst complex component SEC5A
Biological process (GO): Golgi to plasma membrane transport; exocytosis
Cellular component (GO): exocyst
Source: RefSeq, a predicted model, not a curated record
AUGUCGAGCGACGGUGACGAUCUGGACGAGGAUGAGAUGUUGCAGAUGGCGCUGAAAGAACAGUCGAAUCGCGAUGUCAAUUACCAGAAAAUGUCGCAAGGUAAGCAGAAGCCUGUUCGCAACUACGUCCAGCCUCCUGCGAGCGCGCAGCAGCGGCAGAAGGGGAUGGGUAAGCAAAGGAAGCCGUCGAUGGAUGAGGACGACGAUUCGGACGUGGAGAUGCUCAGCAUUUCAUCUGGAGACGAGGAUGAUCGCGGCCGCGUGGCUCCGAGGCAACGCGCAGGGGCUGGGAAAGACGAUGACAGGGCUUGGGAUGGGGAGGAGCCUGACUGCUGGAAGCGAGUCGACGAAGCUGCGCUGGCUCGUAGGGUCCGUGAAAUGAGAGAUACAAGAGCAGUUCCUGUGGUUAUAAAGAUUGACCGGAGGCCAAAAGGAAAAGGACUAACCAGUAUGCAGUCACUUCCCCGGGGCAUGGAAUGGGUGGAUCCUCUUGGACUGGGGCUAAUCAACCACAAAACGUUUAGGUUGAUCAGUGAUAAUAUGGUUAUUCCUCCUACCACCGAUGUGGAACCUCUUGAUCCAAGUGCUCGGGAAAAAUUAAACUAUUACUUGGAGGUGUUUGAUGCAAAACUUUUUUUAUCACGAGUACACCUGGAUACUAGCGCCGCGGAUUUGGAAGCUGGAGCUCUUACAUUAAAGAAUGAUCUUAGAGGACGCACCCAACAGAAAAAGCAGUUGGUCAAGGAGAACUUUGAUUGCUUUGUCUCUUGCAAAACAACUAUCGAUGAUAUUGAGUCAAAGAUGAAACGAAUUGAGGAAGACCCUGAAGGUGCUGGAACUGCUCACUUGUUUGACUGUAUCCAAGGAGUCUGUUCGGUUGCUAAUCGUGCUUUUGGCCCUCUAUUCGAGAGACAGGAGCAAGCGGAGAAGAUUAGAUCUGUCCAAGGGAUGCUUCAGAGGUUCCGAACACUAUUCAACCUGCCAAGUGCAAUCCGUGGAAGCAUUAGCAAGGGUGAAUAUGAUUUGGCUGUUAGAGAGUACCGGAAAGCAAAGUCUAUUGUUCUGCCUUCUCAUGUGGGAAUUCUUAGACGUGUUCUUGAGGAGGUUGAAAAAGUAGUGCACGAGUUCAAAACCAUGCUUUACAAGGCCAUGGAAGAUCCAACUGUUGAUCUAACAAGUCUUGAAAAUACUGUGCGGCUUUUGUUGGAGCUUGAACCUGAGUCAGAUCCCAUAAAGCAUUACUUGAAUAUACAGAACCGCAAAAUAAGAGGUUUGCUUGAGAAAUGCACUUUAGAUCUUGAAGCGCGAAUGGAGAAUUUACAGAAUGAGCUACAUGAAAGAGCAUUAUCUGAUGCCAAGUGGAGGCAAAUUCGGCAAGAUAUAGAUCAAUCAUCAGCUGCGGAUUACUCUCUUGCUGAUGAAAACGAUCACCUAGCUGGAGACUUAUUCCCAGAAAUGACUAGCGAAGAACUCGACACUCUUCGGGGUAGAUAUAUUCGCCAGUUAACUGCAGUACUUAUCCAUCAUGUACCUGUCUUCUGGAAAGUAGCACUUUCAGUUUCCAGUGGAAAGUUUGCAAAGUCUUCUCAAGUGUCUGCUGAUUCGAGUGCGAACAAUCCUGUUAAUAAAGCUGAGGAUAGAUUGGUAGAUUAUCUUGAUGAAGUUGCUGGAAUGAUAUGUAAUACACUAUCAGCCUACAAGUCUAAGGUCCUCACUGCAUUCAAUGAUCUUGAAGAAUCCAAUAUCCUGAAUCCCCACAUGAAUGAUGCCAUAAAGGAGAUUUCAAAAGCAAGUCGAGCGUUUGAAGCAAAAGAGUCGGCGCCUUCAAUUGCAGUCACAGUCCUCAGAACACUUGAAUUUGAGAUCUCAAAAAUCUAUAUACUCAGGCUUUGUUCAUGGAUGCGGACUUCAACAGAAGAUAUAUUAAAAGAUGAAUCUUGGGUCCCAGUAUCUAUUUUAGAAAGAAACAAGUCACCAUAUUCUAUCUCAUCAUUGCCUCUGGCAUUCCGUGCAAUUAUGGUUUCAGCAAUGGAUGAAAUCAAUGCGAUGCUUCAAUCUUUGCAAAGUGAAUCAGCAAAUUCAGAAGAUGUGUCGUCACAGCUUCAAGAUAUCCAAGAAUCAGUUAGACUUGCUUUUUUGAACUGUUUACUGGAUUUUGCUGGUCAUUUGGAGCACAUUGGCUCCAAGCUUACACAGAAUAAGUCAAAUCUUGGGAGUAUGCAUUUCCAAAAUGGAUAUUCUCACUCUCAUGAAGCAGCGGAGAGAUCAGUUGAUCCAGUUCCUGGAAGUAUCGUUGAUCCACAUCUUAAACUACUGAUGGUCCUGAGUAAUAUCGGAUACUGCAGAGACGAACUUGCUCAUGAAUUGUAUGGAAAAUACAAACAUAUUUGGCUUCACUCGAGGGGAAAAGUUGACGAGGACAGUGACAUUCAGGAUCUCGUUAUGUCUUACUCUGGCCUUGAAGAGAAGGUCCUUGAACAAUAUACACUUGCAAAGACAAAUUUGAUUAGAUCAGCUGCAGUAAAUUAUUUGUUGGAUGCUGGAGUUCAGUGGGGAGCAGCGCCUGCUGUGAAGGGUGUGCGUGAUGUAGCUGUCGACUUACUUCAUACUUUAGUAGCUGUACAUGCAGAGGUUUUCGCUGGUUGUAAGCCUCUGCUGGACAAGACUCUUGGUAUUCUUGUUGAAGGCCUGAUUGACAUUUUCCUUGGUCUCUUCAAUGAAAAUAAAACCAAAGAUCUCAGGGCAUUGGACCCAAACGGCUUUUCUCAGCUAAUGCUUGAGCUUGAAUAUUUUGAGACCAUAUUGAAUUCGUACUUCACUCAUGAUGCAAGGGAAUCGCUUAAGACUUUACAAGGUGUCCUAUUGGAAAAGGCAAUAGAAACUGUGACAGAGCCUGUAGAGACGCCAAGUCAUCAGCGUCGGGCUACUCGUGGAAGUGAUGAUGUGCUUCCAGAUGACAGAUCGGGAUCUAAUGUAUCACCGGAUGACCUAAUUGCUCUUGCCCAGCAGUACAGCUCCGAACUACUUCAAGCUGAGCUCGAACGGACAAGAAUCAACACAGCAUGCUUUGUGGAGUCACUUCCAUUAGACUCUGUCCCGGAAUCAGCCAAAGCAGCAUAUGCUUCAUUUAGAGGAGGGUCAAUGGGAGGGGCCAUGGAUUCUCCUAGCAGAAGCUUCAGAGGAUCACAGUCUGUUAAUUCACCAAGUUACAGGCAACGGCGCCGAUGAGCUUGUGUUUCUAUCUCCUUUUCCCCUCAAAUUUGUACCUGCUACUUUGCAGGUUGUUGUAUUUUAGUAAUUCAUGUUUCUUCUUUUUCCUCCCCUCAAUGAGUAAUUCCGCCAGUUAUCCAACUGUAGGUAUAUGUUUCUGGAAAUUGUUUUCUUUUUUUUAAAAAGGUUUCCCGAAAAUGUUUCUCAAACUUAAGUUUUGUGUAUUUCCGGAUUGGCUUUAUGUUGAGCUCUGAUGUGUUAUUCUGUUGUUUUCA